AAAAGAACCACAACUUGAUUUUGUUUUGUUUUCUUCCCGCCGGACCGGGAGCUGGAUCUACUCCGUAUCUCGCCUGGCUUCACUCUUUGACAGCUUACCUGGUAUUGACUAGGACGUAGCGCGUGGGGUUGAUUACCUAGUGUACCUAGGGAUCGGGCAAUUAAUCACUCAACCGUCGAAUUUAAUUUCUAUCUCUCUCAAGUUUCCCAUUCAAGUCUGUGGAACGCCCACUUCGUUUUUUGUUUGGUUGUGGUUUCGAUUUAGGUUUUGAUGCUUGGUAUCCCUCCCUCUCUGCCCAUGCGAAUGUAGCUGUCACCGUCUGCUGUCUAGCUCAUACAGAGGACCAGAGACACGGAAGCAGCGCAGAUACCACCACAAAUCUAGGCACACAAGAAAGAUACGACAGAAGAAUCGAAUCGUAGAAGUUGCGCAAAUUUCAGUCAGAGACCGGUCCAAAACAGCCUUGACUUGCAAUCCGGGAAACACUGCAGCUUCGAGACGUCGCACCUGCUCGCUGUGGCGCUCGCCCUCCUACACGGGACUCGGCCACACGACGCACCUUCAGGUACCGGCAGCACACAAUCUCUUUCUUUGCUGCCUCCGCCCCGUCGCUGUUGUGCGACGUCACACUGGCUCCAGCCGCGUCCUGCUCGGCCGGUGCGACGCACAAGGGUUGAUAUGUCCUCGCCGCGGCCGCGAAGAAAUCGCCUGACCUGCGCCUCUUGACUCUAAACCCCGGUCGCCCUCUCUCCUUCGGGCAAGAACACACGGCCCUGCGGUUCUCGCUUGAUCGGGUGCUUGCUUUGCUUCGAGCCUGCAAGCCGCGACCACCCAACGCCUCACCAGACUCGAAUCGGCCAGCCGGAGCAUCCCAUUAGCCAGUUCAAUCACCCCUGCCUCAGAUCCCGGCUCGGCUGCGCUGUUCCUGCUCAAAAUAUGUUUGUCGGCACCAACUCGAACCGGGUGAUCCCCCCGGAUAACUCUCUUACCAUGGCCUCUGUUAUGGCCCACGGUUUUGAGAGGUUACUUGCAAAGGGCAAGAUUAGUUCUAUGCGAAAACAGAAAAUACCAUCAAAAUCACCAGUUUUUGCCUCUUUUCACGAAAGCAGCGCCUCCUCAUCCUCGUCGGAAUCAGCUUACGCACUUGCAGACGAACAGAGUCUUUUCCCAGCACCGUCCUUCAUUCGACCAACUACCUCCAGGAUGCUUGCAAGAGACGAAAAGUCCCCGUCGUGCAAGCGUCUGAACGAUACCCUAGAUGCGAAAAGAUCGCCGAGGUCUCCGCGUCGUUUCUCGGCUUCAGAGUCGCACAGCAGUGGUGCUAGCAGCAUCCGCAGUAGUGUGCGGAGCAGCACCCGCAGCUCAACGCCAAGGAUACCCCGGCGCUCCUCGUCACUGGUUGCUCAACAACGCGAGGAGCACCCGUCUCUGGCAUCUCUGCUGCAUUACGAAUUCACCGAGGGUGAAAGCAAGAAUGCCAAACGUUCACUCAACACUCUCUGUGCACCAGCGUCCCCCAUUGAUUCAGAAUGUCUGGCACUGCUUGAGAAGUUCCCAAGCAUCGAUGAUAACCCUCCUACUCCGCCACCAAAGGACGAUUACCGCCUCCAUCUCAGUCAAGUCGGGAACUAUCCUACCUCACCAAAAACACUUAGCCCAAGCGUAUUACACCCGCUACCCCUACAGGCUGCUGCACAACCGAGGCUGCGACCCUCUUUGAGCUCACGGUCAGCACCGGAUCUUGCUGCUCGGAGUUCAGGUCAGCAAUCCCCUACAGGAUCGCUGACAGGACGGCACAGGUUCGCCAACCUACGCAUCGAGAAUCCCAAACCACUGAGGAUAUCCCACAACCGCUCCCGGUCUUCUGAUAUUGUCCUACAGGAGCCUGCCGUUGGAGAUUUUCUCGGUCUCAGUGACGACGACAUAGCCGAGGAAAGGCCACCCACACCUCCUGUUUUGUCAACAUCCGCUGUCCCCACAACGCCCCUCGUCCCCCAGAGUGAAACUACGCAACAGCCAGUCCCUCCGCCCAAAUCGCCAAGUCGCUCGCUCCGAAAGUUGAGCGUUGACUCUGGACCGCCAACCCCUCCGCCUUUGGCGCUAGCACCAACGCCCCUUUCCGUAAAGCGAAUCUCGGCUCGGCUUUCAAUGGGUACAACCGAAGAUAGAGCGGCUGCGAUGGCUGCUUUUGAGGUGGCUCGAAUCGCAUCACGAUACAGUUUCGAUCUUAUCUACAUCAUCGACAUGUGGCCCAAGCAAAUGCUCCGAAGAAAAUCCUCGGCUGCGACACGUGAUCCUUUCGGUACUGGCUUGGCUUCGCCCCGGAGGACUGGCUCUGUACGAACCAGCAAAAAACACACGCGAACAUCUUCAAACCAUUCGUCUACGUUUUCCGAAGCUCAUGAUGACACGAAUCCAGACCGUUACGAGAACACCGGUCUCGACUAUCGCUUUCUUGCUGCAUACGGUCUUCACACUGUCAAGCCACCGCUAGAAAUUGCCUACAGUGUUCACUCCAAGAUUUUGAAGCAUGAAGGAUGGAUCGAAUAUCGGCAGCCGGAGAGAAAUGACAGUGAAUUCGCACGUGGCUAUGCUUGCUCCUUCUACACGGGUUGUGCGCCCACAGAAAGCCACCACAGUAGGAAUUCCUCUCUUGCAAGCACAAGCGAGGCGUCAACCGAAGAGUCUGGCGCCACGUCGCCACGACUUGACAAGGGCAAGCCUAUCGCGAGGUCACGCAGCGGAACAAACAGGUCCGACCACAACCGUGGCAUUGUAUUUGCUGCCUAUCGCAAGCGACAGCUCGAUGGAGAAGCACCCGGUCUCAGCCGCGAAGAACUCAGGGGCAUGCAACUCGAUGCAGAGACGCUAGUCAACAUGAUUGUUGAUUUUCACAAAGUCAAGCGGAGGAGCGAGCAACAGACGAAAGGAGAAUCCCGUCCCCGCCGUCCUUCUGCAGCGCAAGCACCUGCAGAGACUGCCCUCGGUGAGCACUGAGUUCACAAUACGAGACGACCCACUGCGAGUUCCAAAUGGAAGUUUCUCUAACGUUUUGAUUUUUUUUUUCUUUUUUUCUGCUCUGGCGAAAAAAGUUCGUUUUACAAAGCAUUGAUGGUUAUGCAUGGUGGCGCAAACCCUUUACAGCAAAGAUUCACAUCCUUCAUUUACAAGACGUUUUCCUUUUACCAUUCUUCUGGACGCUUUCUUUGCCUUCUGUUCGCUGAACUAUACCCGAUCUAGAAUCUUUCUCUUUUCUUUGUUCUUUUUUCUUCGCAUAUUAGCGGCAUUUAGUAUGCGAGUCUUGACACGACAUUUUCAUGAUGGUUCCCACCGAUUCGUUUAGACCUAGACUAGGUGCUCAAGCUUCUCUUGGCAUGGACAGUUGACGUGGACACUUAUCGCCUAACGGCGAUGCUCCCAUUAAUAUAUAAUGGGAUAAAUUGAAGACAAUCACCUCCGGCUAGUGAUAACUACUUUGCCACUCUUGGCCACCUAGUGAUAGGAUCAAAUAAACACAUGUUCCU
Pyricularia oryzae 70-15 is the source of this 3524-nucleotide messenger RNA. RefSeq lists its product as uncharacterized. The transcript has 2 exons. Lineage: Eukaryota; Fungi; Ascomycota; Sordariomycetes; Magnaporthales; Pyriculariaceae. The coding region runs from base 937 to 2997 and encodes 686 amino acids. The record is from RefSeq and is a predicted model, not a curated record.